Durio zibethinus is the source of this 657-nucleotide messenger RNA. Lineage: Eukaryota; Viridiplantae; Streptophyta; Magnoliopsida; Malvales; Malvaceae. The record is from RefSeq and is a predicted model, not a curated record.
AUGUACAAAUAUUUAGAAGAACUCUGUGAAGACAAUAACAAAGACCCAGCUCUUAAACCACUGGAUACAGUUGAUGAUUGGGCGGUUGGAGAAGAAACCUUGAAGAUCGUUUUUCCACUUGUGCUACUGGCAGUGAUGUCCGGUGACGAAGAAGUAAUCUUUUUUAAAGAAGAAGAGGCUGAUAAUGCCGGCUUUACCGAAGGAGUUGAAGAAGAUGAGCGGAGAGAAACAGAAAAUACAGAGAGCUGUGUUUGGGAUCGUGAUCUCACUCAGAUUGGUGAAAGAGGGGUGAAUAUAAGUGGCGGGCAGAAGCAGAGAGUUUCCAUGGCUAGAGCUGUCUACUCCUAUUCGGAUGUGUACAUAUUUGAUGACCCUUUAAGUGCUCUUGAUGAUCACGUUGCACAACAGGUUAUACCGUAUAGGUCUAAUCUGAAGUCAUUUGCAGUUUGUUUUCUCAAAAACAAUCUCUUAUCAACAUUGGAAAGAGUUGAGAUAUUGACACGAGUGAAGGUUACUGAUUUGAGCUUCAAUGGUUUUAAAGGGGUUGGUUUUGAACCACUUGAGAAUUUCAAAGCCCAACAGGUGUGCUUCUCUUGCAUACUUCUUUCUUGGAUGCGAAGAGCAAAAGUUGGUGUGGUCCAUGCAUCAAGGUUCUGA